Molecule: messenger RNA, 711 nt
Organism: Mytilus californianus (California mussel)
Lineage: Eukaryota; Metazoa; Mollusca; Bivalvia; Mytilida; Mytilidae
Product: fucolectin-1-like
Exons: 3
Coding region: 90-644 (184 amino acids)
Source: RefSeq, a predicted model, not a curated record
CAGAUGCUAAUAUAUACAAGGCCUGACGGACAUUUUUUAGGCCAGGAGAGUCAUUCACUUUUAAAAUGCAGCUUUAAACGAGUAUCUUGAUGUUCUUGGUAUUCUUCUCACACUUUUCCAUCGGAUUAGUUACACAUGAAAAGCUGUCGACGCAGAUAAACACAAACACGGCCAUAUUGCGGCAAAUUUUGGCAAAGUUAAAUAGAGACAAUCCUGAUGUUGAAAACUUGCAAGAGGUAGCAGAAGGAAAGACAUCCACUCAAAGUUCGCAACAUACAAUUUAUAAACCUGGUAAUGCUAAUGACGGAAUCCUAAACACGUUUUCGCACACCACUGGGGAGCAGUCACCAUACUGGGAGGUUGACCUUGGUCGUGUUUACAAGAUCAAACAGAUCGAAAUAUUUGUACGGAGAUACUGCUGUGGUGAUCUAAUCCGUCAGUUAGAUAUCACUGCAGGACCAUCACAUAAUCUGAUGACGCGUUGCGCUUUUUACCCAGGACCUGCCAAGACAGGAUACCACCUGGCCUUUGAAUGCAGUCCAAUAAUAUUUGGCCGUUACGUCAAAAUACAGAAGAAUGGUACGAGCAACUUAGCUUUAGCUGAAGUAAAGGUGAUGGCUAUUGUUGACAGGACAGUUGGUUAAAGGGACUAGUUUUUCUCAAUUGCAUACAUAUCGCUUGAAUUAAAUCGAAAAUUGUUUAGUUAAUGUA